This is a messenger RNA of Phascolarctos cinereus (koala), 2691 nucleotides long. RefSeq names its product cortexin 1 (gene CTXN1). Lineage: Eukaryota; Metazoa; Chordata; Mammalia; Diprotodontia; Phascolarctidae. The record is from RefSeq and is a predicted model, not a curated record.
GCUCCGCCUGGACUCCAGACUACGAGGCUCUGUCCCCCGGCGGGGGCUCCAGGGACAGGGGGAAGCGGGGGGUCCGCGGGGCUGGACGCCGAGCAGCGCACGGUCUUCGCCUUUGUUCUGUUUCUGCUGCUGUUCUUGGUGCUGCUCAUGGUGCGCUGCGUCCGCAUCCUCCUGGACCCCUACAGCCGCAUGCCUGCCUCGUCCUGGACCGACCACAAGGAGGCGCUAGAGAGGGGCCAGUUCGACUAUGCGUUGGUGUGACGGCAGAGCGGAAGGGUCCCGCACCUACCCACCCUGCCCCUGCCCCUGCUCCGCCCUGAGAUUCCACCCUCUGUCCUCCCUACCCUGGUAUCUCUACCGCAUCCCCAGACUGGCCUAGAAUCCAAGGCCCAGGACCACCUCCAUUCUUGCACCCCAGCUUGGUCUAGGGCUCCCCAAACUCACCCCCCCCACCACUUUACCUCAUCUGGCCUAACGUCAGGCUUUUCUCCUUAUCCAGAUGCCCUGAUUCCCACCUGGCCUGGCCUGUGACCCAAGGCUCAAAGCUAUCCUAUUCCCCUGACCCAAAGCCUGGUCUAGGCCUCCCUUCUCAAACCCGGAUUCCACCUCCAGGCUGCCCCUAACCCUGACUCCUGCUCCUAAGCUCUCACAUCCACUCUGUCCUUCCACCCGAGGGCACAAGAUGAGUAGGCCUAAGGUCUGGCAGUUGAUGCUUUUCCAAGCGGAGUGGGCCAUUCUCCCCACCCACUUCCAUCAGGGAGGGACUAGAGUGAGCAAGCUCUGGGAGGCAGGCCCCCCAUUCCUGUGCUUCAGGGAGUUCCUCUGGCCGGGGUGGUGGCUGCUCCCAUGCCUCCUGACCCGCACCUGCCCUGCCUGCUACCUGGUGAUGGAUGAUCAAAGCUCUGGAUGCUGCAUCCUCCUCCUUUUCCUCUGUCCAUUUGACCUGCUGGCCUCCCCUCUCUCAUGACAGCUGGCUGGCCACUCUCCUGGAGCACUCAGGACUGAUGCCCUUCCCCGAGACUGGGACUGCAGAACCUAGUUACUGAAAGAGAAAUUCAGCAAGACCCUCCCCCUUCCCCACUCCCAGCACUUUAGCCCCUCCCUCAAUUCAACAAACAUUUAGUAAGCGCCUAUUAUGUGCAAGGUACUGUGCCACCAGCCCAGCCCAGCCCCCUCUCCCUAACCUCAGAAGCCUCUAACCUUUUCCAAUGGUUGACUUCCUGGUCAAGGAGAUCCUGAGCAGAGGGGCUUCGUGAGGGCAGUGGGGGGAGUAUGGCUGUGCAAGGCACUACAAUUGAACCUAUCUUAACACUUCUUAAAUGCCUACUGUGUGAAGGGCAGCAGAUGAUCGAAGAUGGCUCAAACUAGACUUGGUGGUAGGUUUCUUUGACAAGGCUAUACCUAGCUGCAGGUCAGCCCCAAACCCUUAUUAGCUAACACCCCCCCCAUUCCCCCAGGGUGGAGGUAAUGUCUGCUGAAAGCUGAUACGAGUGUGGCCAUCCUGCCCCCUCUGCCCCCACUGCCCUCUCCUCAUGUGACUGUAGUAACCUCUAAGCCUGUCUCCCAACCCCCAAUCAGGGGCCUUCUGCUCUCCCAGACCCCACAGGCUGACUUGUUAUCCACCUCUGUGCCUUCGUUCCUACCAUUUCCCUGCCUAGAAUGGCGUCCCCAACUUCCUGGCCACCUGAUCUUUUUCCAAACCCAUAUGAUAUCCUUGACACAUUCCUCUUGUUGCUUUUUUUGUCUGUCCACGCCCAAAGCAUAGAAGCUUAUGGGGGGGGGCUCUCCCCCCGGAUUACUGUAGGGUUUUUUUUUUCCACCCAGGGCUGGUGCCUGGCUAGCUACCCCAAACACCCCUGCCCCGCCAUGCAGCAUUUAUAAACGAGUUCCCACAAGUGCUGAGCCCCUACCCCACCUGGCUGGGCUCUAAGACCAAAGCAGCUCACCCAGACCACCCCUGAGCUAAAACUAGUGGAUGUACCCAGGACAAGCCAAACACAGGAGAGGGGAAGGGGAGGAAAGCUGGACAGCGGACAGAGACAACACCCGCAGCCGCCUUAGCUCAGGCCCAAAUAAUAAAUAACAAAUCAUCCUGUCCUGAGUGUGAGUGGUUUUUGUGAUGAGGUGGAAAAAAAGAGCUUCAAGGUGAAUGAGAGACAGAACAGGGUAGUGGGGAAGCAUCCUGGACUGGCAGGGAGGAGAUCUGGAUUCAAAUCUCAGCUCUGCCUCUAGCUGUGUGUCCUUGGGUAUAAACCUCCCACUCCCCGGGUCUACUCCCGCACUAUAAAAUGGGGAGGGAGAAGGGGCUGGGCUGGAUGCCUAGGGCACUGUCCCACUUCUGACAUUCUGUCCCUCUGAUUCUGGCUGUGCUGAUCAACUAUUUCACAUGCUGCUCUCGCCACCACCAGACUCCCUCCCCCGCUCCCCUUCCCUGUGCCCUUCCAAAACCAGGACUGGGUCAUUCAGUCCUAUUCCUCUGGCCUAGCCCCUGUUGUGCAUGCUGUUGCAGAGUCAGAGGGUCUCAGAACCUAGCAGCCCUGGCCUAUUCGUGCCACUGUCCUACCGCCCUCUUACCCACAUCGGCUCACUCCUGACAGCACCGCUGUUCCAUGACAUUUUCUCAAAUUCCCCUUAAACUCCCGGUCCCAUCUGCUUCCCAUCCCCCUUACAAUAAACACCUUUGUACCCUUA